GGAUCACACUACGCUGCUUCAUGCAAACGUCACCGCCACUCCGACGGUCAUUCGUGCGCGCCGCUCAGCAGCCACAGCAACUCAGUGAAGCUCACGCCAACGUCAGGACAGGACAGUCGCUCACCACGAACCAAAAAGAAGAAGAAGGUAUUUUCUUUUUUCAGCCGUCGUGCAUCAAAAAAACUAAAUAAAUUAAAAAGCCACACGCGCUUCCUAAGUUGAAGUCACGGUGAAGCCGCAACGCAUUUGCACCGGAGACGUUACGGCCCACCCACACGGCACAAGUUGAAGAAUGAGCGCAGAGGUGGAAUGCCCGACAGCCGCCGCGGGGGGAGGGGCUCUCUCCGUUUUCGGCAAAGUCGACUGCGCGCCUUUUGUGUUUGCCACCGACGACGACGCGGCCGUCUACGCAGCCAUUGAGGAGGUUUUUAGCGAAUUCCAGUCGACGCCGUCCGUCGAGGCCUUCGUCGUGAUCCAGAACAAACUAGUGGAGCUCGCCGGCUAUCCGCUCGUCACGGCGGUGCUGUCCGGUCGGUAUCCGUGUCUCUUCUCGUCUCUCGAGAGACAGGGGGAGGCGAUGGGAGCGGGCGCGGCGGUGCCGGCGAACGUGGCGGGGGUGAACUGGGACUUGUGGUGCCGCAACACGUGGUUGACAAACUCCUGCGCCGUCGAUGAUCUCGGUGUGGUGGCCACGUCGACGCUGCCCUCCCUCGAUGCUCUCCUUCGGCAGGUGGAGCGGGACAACGACAAUCAUGUGAAUGAGGUGUGGUCGGUGCUGCACAUCCUUGCCUGGGCGCUACGCAGCUCCGCUGUGGCGCCGACACUUGUGGACCCACUGACGCAAUGCGCGGCGCUGUGGGAGCUAAUUGAGACCGAGCUGGUGAAGGGCGGCCGACACACAAGUCUGCAGCUGGUGCUGCUGGACCUGCUCGCUGCUCUGGCGCUGCACGCCUCGGCCUCGACGGAGCUUUUCGCGCGCCUCUGCACCGUGGCCGGCUCCCGUGCGCAGUUCCCGCAUCCCGUGCACUACCACAACGCGAUGCGAUUGUGUUACGCGUGCGUGAUAUGCGAUGACGACGCCCACACAAAGACGCAGAGCGCCGUGCAGCACCUGCGGCGGGCGUGGACAACGAUGAAGGCGCAGACGAGCGGCUUCCCGGCCUCGCUGCGGGCGACGGAGUGGGUGGUGGGCGACGAGGCGAAGGCGCAUCUCGCCAUUGCGGUGCAGCUGCAUCGGCAACUGACGGCAAAGGCGGUGGAAGUGUUCGACCUGGCGACCGUGAAGGAGUUCCAUGCGACGGCGUUGCAACUGCCAGUGGAGGCGCGCGCCUUCUGCCUCUUCGCUCUCCCCGGCAACGCCCUGCUGCGUCUGCAUGCGACGUUGCAGGAUGAAGCCGAAGCCGACCUCGUGACAGAGGUGGUGGCCACGCUGGUCGACGUCGUUUUGGGCCAAAAACCCACCAAAAUAGCCGACAAUGCCUGCGACGACGACCACGACGACGUUGACCCGAGCAAGACGGACGGUUAUGUUCAGUACUGCAUCCAGCAGAUGUGGAUGAACGGCUUGAGUGCCACCUUGUACUCCCUGUUGCAGCGCCGCGACCCCGCCAUUACCGCAGCGGUGGUCUGCCUGCUGCACCACCUCGCUGCACGCAGCUUACACGGCAGUGCCGCCCGCCGCGUCCUGCUCGGCUCGCCGUCUCUGUCGUUGGUGAGCAAUGUGCUGACCGGCGUCGCAGAGGCGGCGGACGUGAAGGAGGAAUUGAAGAAGGCGGACGUGGACGAUGUGGUGGAGGGUGCGCUGUGCCUCAUUUGCGCACUGGAGAACGCCGAACUGACGAGUGUCUUCACCGACUCUCUCGUCUUCACCGUUGGCACGCUCAUCUCGGAGGGCAAAGAGAGUACGUUGCUGCUGCGCCGCGGCCUGCGAGCACUGGCCCGCCUCGCGUCCGCCUUCCCCAUGGCCGGCUCGCUGGUGCUGGACUUUGAGUUUCUCACGGAGCAGUGCGCGCUGCCCGAGCCCCCGGCAGAGGCCAGUGCCGCGAUGGUCGUGGGUUCGCUGGAUGUGAUGAGCGCCAUCGUCGUGCAGCAGCCCGCCGCCGUCACCUUCGAGUGGAUUGAGAUGCUCCUCAACAUUAUGCAGCGUCUCGAUGGCUGGCGGAACGGCGUGGCAGGGCUGGACACGGUUCUGUGGCGCUGCGUGCGCUACACCGUCGAGACCUCCGAGGACAGCAGUGAGUACCUCUUCGGCGAGGAGGCGCGGGAGGUGUUGCGCAACGAACUCGAGCGCGUGAAGUACGGCGACGCGCAUCUCCGUCAGCUUCUCCCGUCGCUUCUCGGAAUUGCGGUCUGCAUGCAGCCCUUCGAACACGCCGAGGUGAACGCGGCGAUGACAGCGGUGCUGCGAGAGGUGCCGAAUACGUCGUGGACGGCGGAGAUGAGCGAGGGGACGCUGCGCUUUAUCGUUGCCGCCGCGUGCAGCAGCAGCAGCGACGCAGACGGCGCAGAGUCCAACGCAUCGCCAACGUCGGACGGGGAGCCGCUGAAGGGUGGGGGGAUGACAGCGCAGACCAUCGCAACACUCGCCGAGCGUGUCAUGUACGGCGCACAUCAGUCCGGCGUCACGGUCCCAACCACGGCGCUAGAAGAGUUUGCACAUGGCCUCGAGGAGAAGGGUCUCGCCAUGGAUGUGACGAUGGCGUUGUUCGACUUGGUGGACCGCGUCCUGAAGCCGAAGGAAGACAAAAAGAAGACCACUGUGGCAAAGAACGACGCGAAGCUCGCGCAUGCGCUUCUCCCUCUCUUGCACUACCUUCUCUCCCAUUGUCCCUCCGCCCGCACCGAGGCGACAGCCGUCAGCACCGCACACCUGAUCAAGUGCACCGCAGCCGAGGGCGACGACAAAGCGGCGAGACUCGGCAGCCCCGACGUGAUAGACACGGCGCUGCUGCUUGUGCACGACGCGUGCGCGAUGAGCUUUGCGGACGCCGACGGUGAGGCGAAGCGUGCCCGGGUGAUGCAGGAACUGUGGCCCAGCCUGGCCUAUGUGACCCGCCGUGCAGCCGACGUGCAUGCAAGCGCGGGCUGGCAGCGCGUGUUGAGCCAUGUCUACGGCGCUGCACACGUGCUGCUCCUCGGCUCCACGACCGUUCCCUUUAGCGCCGGUGGCGACCCGCGGCUCGACUACGUGGGCGUCUGCGGACUACCGCACGUGGCGAUCGAGCCGUGCAAAGCGCUGGUGCAGACCGUCCUCAACUUCGAUGAAGCGCGGGCUUACCUGAAGAACAAGUACGCCGCGGCUUACCUUUCCUCGUUAGAGUACAUGACGGAUCCGGCACACAACGUGAGCGGUGUGGUGCCGCUAUCCUUGCAACGAUACCUGGAUGAAGCGAAGCAACUGUAG
Messenger RNA from Leptomonas pyrrhocoris, 3403 nucleotides. RefSeq lists its product as hypothetical. The coding region runs from base 293 to 3403 and encodes 1036 amino acids. NCBI's taxonomy places the organism in Eukaryota, Euglenozoa, Kinetoplastea, Trypanosomatida, Trypanosomatidae. The record is from RefSeq and is a predicted model, not a curated record. The transcript has a single exon.